CUUAUUCAUGUGUCAUAAUAAUUCAGACAACUUAAUUUUGAGUCAUGCAACGAUUACUACAGGCGCUUGUUGCUUUUAUUCUAACAACAACUUGUGCCACGCAACGUGGUGAAAACGUACAAUGCAACAACAACAUUUAUCGUGGAGGAAAAGAUCGUUUCUCUCAACAUAUCGUCGUUGGAAGGGAUUAUUUUGGAGGAACGAAGACAAUCUGCCAUUGUGAUGCUGAAAACGCACGAAGAAUAAUGGCGAAAAGCAUUUUAUCAGGCAAACGAGAUUAUGUCGUAAAGGUGAGACCAAACCUCUGGCGAAAGAGAACGUUAGAAGAGAAGACACAGGAAGGAGGAAUAUUACACCAAGAUGAAACAAACACAAGACACCUGAUUUUCUCCCAGGGAUGUUGUAAGAUUGAUUGCUCUGGCCAAACUAAACUUUACAGUUAUCCAGUUACACUACGGCUUCUUGAUGAAGUAUACACACGAGAGCUGGCCGAUCCAAACAGCCAAAGAUUUCAAAGUUUAAAGAACGAGUUGAUUCAAACUUUGAGUAAGGAGCUGGAACACGUGAAAGGAAUCCAGUCAAUUGAUAUUUCCGAAUUCAGGCCUGGCAGUAUUUUGGUUAAGAUCAUAAUUCUCAUGGCUGCACCAAGUGGGAACGAAGCAAUUAUUGAUCAUUUUUUAAAUAUGAAAAAACUGGGAAAUCGAAGAGUCCAGGUUAUUACAACAGGUAAUAUAACGACCGUUAUGACUUAA
This is a messenger RNA of Dendronephthya gigantea, 752 nucleotides long. RefSeq lists its product as uncharacterized. The transcript has 6 exons. The record is from RefSeq and is a predicted model, not a curated record. Lineage: Eukaryota; Metazoa; Cnidaria; Anthozoa; Malacalcyonacea; Nephtheidae. Bases 45 to 752 code for a protein of 235 amino acids.